Molecule: messenger RNA, 4296 nt
Organism: Neolamprologus brichardi
Lineage: Eukaryota; Metazoa; Chordata; Actinopteri; Cichliformes; Cichlidae
Gene: dgkb
Product: diacylglycerol kinase, beta
Biological process (GO): phospholipase C-activating G protein-coupled receptor signaling pathway
Cellular component (GO): plasma membrane
Molecular function (GO): calcium ion binding; ATP-dependent diacylglycerol kinase activity
Source: RefSeq, a predicted model, not a curated record
UAUGGAAACUGAUCAUUGCAGGCAGAGCAGCGCUGGAUGAUUUUACUCUCCCUUAUCCUCUCUCUCUCUCUCUCUCUCACCACCCCACAUCCCCUGUGAUGCUGCUCUGACCAGACUCUGCCUCAGAGAAAAACAAACACUAACCCAUCCACAUACUCAUACACUGACAGGAAGCAGAGAGGGCUGCUGCUGCUCCUUCCUUCCUCUUUUUCUUACACAGAUACACACUCUGCCACUACAUCUAAUAGCACAACACCCACCUUGCCUUGCAGCUAAGAGAAGAUCAAGAGGAGGGCACGACAGGAAUGUGAGUGAGGAUCUGCAUCUGAAAACGCCUGUCCAAAAGGACUCCUCCCUCAUCUGUCUUGGUGAUUAACUCCAGAUCUGCAGCAGUGUGAGACUCCCUGCUGCGUGUUGCUGCACGGGGAAUGCACGGUGGAUACAGAGACGUGGCCUGAACACAAUGAGCAGCCAGGACAAAUGGGUCACACUGACCCCAGCUGAAUUCGCCUUGCUACAGGAAUACACUCAGUACUCAACCAAGAAGCUGAAGGAUGUGCUGCAGGAGUUCCAUGGAGAUGGUGUGUUGGCUAAAUACAAUCCAGAAGAGAAGCAGGAAAUUCUCAGCCAGGAGAUUGACUUCCAGGGCUUUAAGGUCUUUAUGCAAACAUUCCUGGAGAGUGAACUCCCCGAAGAGUUCUGUCAACACCUUUUCAUGUCGUUUAGCAACAAAGGACCCAAACCCAGUCCCUCAUCUUCUGACAAACCUCGAGUCUCUGGACUAAAGCUGAUCAAAGGCAACUCCACCCCUCUGAAGACCCCUACUCUGCCCAGGCCCCUAGAUACAGUGCAGCUUAAGGACAUUGUGUGUUACCUCUCCUUGCUAGAGGGUGGGCGUCCUGAGGACAAGCUUGAAUUCAUGUUUCGACUCUACGACACAGAUGGAAAUGGCUCCUUGGACAGCUCGGAGUUAGAGCACAUUGUCUCCCAGAUGAUGCAUGUCGCAGAGUACCUGGAAUGGGAUGUGACUGAGCUGAAACCAAUCCUUCAGGAAAUGAUGCAGGAGAUUGACUACGAUCACGAUGGUACUGUAUCACUGGAAGAGUGGAUCCAGGGAGGGAUGACCACCAUCCCCCUGCUAGUCUUGCUGGGCCUGGAGACAAACGUAAAAGAUGACGGGCAGCACGUGUGGAGACUGAAGCACUUCAAUAAGCCAGCCUACUGUAACCUGUGUCUCAACAUGCUAAUUGGACUGGGGAAGCAGGGUCUCUGCUGCUCAUUCUGCAAGUACACAGUCCACGAGCGCUGUGUGGCUCGCGCUCCGCUGUCUUGCAUCAAAACCUAUGUCAAGUCCAAGAAAAACACAGAGGUAAUGCAUCAUUUCUGGGUGGAAGGGAACUGCCCCACCAAGUGUGACAAGUGUCACAAAACCAUUAAGUGUUACCAGGGUCUGACUGGGCUCCACUGUGUUUGGUGUCAAAUCACGCUCCAUAACAAGUGUGCCUCACAUGUGAAACCUGAGUGUGACUGUGGACCCCUGAAGGAUCACAUCCUGCCCCCCAACUCAAUCUGCCCCAUCGUCCUGGAAAGACAGUCUACACUGAGGAAGGACUCUCGGACAAGUCAGUCAGGCCGAGGAAAGAUGCAGAGAGCCAAUUCUGUCACAGUCGAUGGCCAAGGACUGCAGAUCACAACAAUAGAGGGCACUCAUCCUCUGCUGGUGUUUGUCAAUCCAAAGAGCGGGGGGAAGCAGGGAGAGAGGAUUUACAGAAAGUUCCAGUAUCUUCUGAACCCAAGACAAGUCUACAACCUGGCUAAAAAUGGGCCCAUGCCGGGGUUGAAUUUCUUCAGAGAUGUUCCUGAUUUCAGAGUGUUGGCCUGUGGAGGUGAUGGCACUGUGGGCUGGAUCCUGGACUUCAUUGAUAAGGCCAACCUGGACAAGAACCCCCCUGUGUGUAUACUUCCUCUUGGCACGGGCAACGACCUGGCAAGAUGUCUGCGAUGGGGAGGAGGCUAUGAGGGCGAAAGCCUCCUUAAGAUCCUGCGGGACAUUGAGAACAGUACAGAGGUGAUGCUGGAUCGCUGGAAGAUUGAUGUCACACCCACAGACAAGGAAGAGCGAGGGGACCCAGUGCCUUACAGCAUUAUAAACAACUACUUUUCCAUUGGAGUGGAUGCCUCAAUCGCACAUCGUUUCCAUGUUAUGAGAGAGAAGCACCCUGAGAAGUUUAACAGCAGAACAAAGAAUAAGCUGUGGUACUUUGAGUUCGGCACGUCGGAGACCUUUUCGGCCACGUGUAAGAAGCUCCACGACUUUCUGGAGGUUGAGUGCGAUGGUGUUACUCUGGACCUUAGCAGUAUUUCCUUGGAAGGCAUUGCCAUUCUCAACAUUCCCAGCAUGCACGGUGGCUCCAACCUAUGGGGUGAAAGCAAGAAGAGGAGGGGCAACCGCAAGGGAGGAAAGAAGGGUCAAGACAAAAGGACACCUGUGCUCGACCCCAAAGAACUCAUGUUUGCGGUUCAAGACCUGUCUGACCAGCUCUUGGAGGUUGUGGGACUCGAAGGAGCCAUGGAGAUGGGUCAGAUCUACACUGGCCUGAAGAGCGCUGGACGACGCUUGGCACAGUGCUCCUCUGUGACUAUCAGAACCAGUAAAUCCCUUCCAAUGCAGAUUGAUGGUGAACCUUGGAUGCAGACUCCGUGCACUAUUGAGAUCGUUCACAAGAACCAAGCUCCCAUGCUAAUGGGAGCACCACAAGGUCGAAGCUUCUUCUCUUCACUGAUCAGACGAACUCGCACUGAGAGCAAAGACUGAACCUUCAAGACCUCCGAGUGCUCACACACACCUGCAGGGCAGUAGUCACCGGUUGAUCUUAGCUGGGCCUGUUUGUAAAGGAGCCCUUUGUCUGAUUGAUAGCCCAGCAUACAGUAGCAAAGUGUAGGAUCAGGAUGUGUCGCCUGCAGCAUGGAGAUGUCACUGAGAAGCCCGCAUUGAAUCCAAAGCGAGGCGAAUUUAGGACUGACACUUUCUUCUACAGUCUGUGGUGUAAUUUCGCUCCAAAAAUAUUGAAGCUAUUUAUGGAAGUUCACUUCUGUUCUUCUAUUUUCUAAACUUCUGUUUUUAUUUUUGCUGUUGUGCUCUGUGCCAUGUGUAACAAACCCACCGCUGAAUGUGUUUUGUGAGAUGUAUUUAUUUAUUUAUUUAUUUAUUCAUAUUUAACUGCUAUUGAUGUUUUCUAAUGUUUUAUUUUUGUAUUUGCAUACCCCUGAUGCAUGAUGGACAGUGAAAGCGGCUGGUGCUGUUGGAGAUGACAUAUCUGGAGUUUGCAUCUGAUUUUUCCCAAAGUGUCUAGUAAAAAGUGAAGUGUCUCUACCCGACAUCUCUUCUACGCUUCAGUCAUGAAUGGCUUCAAAUAGUGCAAAGACAGAGAAUCUGCUUUCGUUUCAUGUUUCCUGCAAGUCAUCCUUGUCAUGUUUUGAUUGGCUGUUUUGCUUCUCCGUCAGUGGAAAGAUUAGGAAUGAUUAUUGAUUGCUCAUAAAAAAUGCAUGACACUCUUUGUUUUACGUUGCACGAGAGAUUUCCAGACAGUUUUACCAGAUCUGUGCACACUUUCUGUUGCAUGAGUGACCAUGAUCUCUUUUGACACUUAUGGAAAUUGAUUAUUUUUGAAUCUGCAUCUACAGCACAGCUCUGUUUCAACCACAUCAUCAUUUAUCUGCAUUUUUAUGGGAUCCUGUGCUUUCUUAACAGGUACUCAGGCAUAUUAGAAUGAAAAUCUUUGAAAAGCCACAGAAAACAACAAUAUUUAUCUUGUAUAGUACAAGCACUUGUAUAGUUACGUUCACAAGAAGCAGCUUAAUCUUCUAUGGUAACUGAUUUUUUUCUGAUGUUUGUUGAUGAGGGUUUACGGUCCGCUGCACAAGUAAGCGUCCAUUAAACAGUGAAAGAUUUACAAAAUUACUAUUGACAUUCAUGUAUAUACAGUGCUGUGCAAAUUCCUCAUUGCUUUAUAUUUUGCUUCUAAGUAUCCAGACUGUCUUUAAUUUUUAUAAUGCUCCUGAGCAACAAUUCUACAGGCUUUCAAAGUUUUUCUUUGGAUAUUGGCUGUUUUUACACUCAUUUUCAGUCCGGUCCAAUUUUCAGAGGAUUUUUUGUUUGUUUGUUUCUUAAGCUACUUAACACUGAUUUUUAAUCAUUCAGUGUUGUCUACGUAACAGACAAGUUAGAAAAAAGACAGUUUUAAUUUUUAACUUUAGCACCUUGUUAAUAUCUCCAAAAGUUGAUUCUGUUCAUCU